Messenger RNA from Triticum aestivum (bread wheat), 2338 nucleotides. Its product is annotated as DNA-binding protein SMUBP-2. The transcript has 15 exons. Gene Ontology annotation, molecular function: DNA binding; 5'-3' DNA helicase activity; ATP hydrolysis activity. Bases 55 to 2019 code for a protein of 654 amino acids. Lineage: Eukaryota; Viridiplantae; Streptophyta; Magnoliopsida; Poales; Poaceae. The record is from RefSeq and is a predicted model, not a curated record.
CUCUUGCUGUGGGACCGGAGGCGGCUAGGCGAAGUCAUCCGAGGAGCGGCGGCCAUGGAGGAGCGGAGAGGAGGCGGCGGCGGGGGCCGGGGCUCCGGCAAGGGGCCGGCGGCGGGGAAGAUGAUGUCGCUCAACGAGUUCGUCUCCUCCAUGGCGCCCCUCAUCGACCUGGAGAAGGCGGCGGAGAUAUCGGCGGAGUCGGAGGCGAGCUCCAAGAGGAAGGAGAGGCGAGGGUCUGUCAUGCCCAACCUCAAGUGCACCGACGCCCAGACGGGGCUGAUGGGGAAGACGCUCCUCGAGUUCCAGCCCAACAAGGGCGAUGUGCUUCCGCCUCACAAGUUUGGUACGCACGACGUGGUUGCCCUCAAGCCAAAUAAAGCAGAUGCUGGAUCCCCUGCUCUUGGGCAAGGUGUAGUUUAUCGCUUGAAGGAUUCUUCCAUUACUGUCGUUUUUGAUGAUAUUCCUGAAGAUGGAUUAAAUAGCCCUCUCCGUCUUGAGAAGCUUGCGAAUGAGGUUACUUACCGCAGGAUGAAGGAUGCAUUAAUUCAACUUAGCAAGGGCAUCCAAACAGGACCUUCUGCAAACCUCGUUCCUGUGUUAUUUGGAGAGAACUUGCCUAUGCGUUCCAAGGAUGCCGUGAAGUUCAGUCCAUUUAACAAGAAUUUGGACGACUCGCAGAAAGAUGCUAUCUCGAAGGCCCUCAGAUCAAGGGAUGCUUUUUUGCUUCAUGGACCUCCUGGAACUGGGAAGACAACAACCAUCAUUGAGAUAAUAUUGCAGGAGGUCAAGCGUGGAGCGAAAAUUCUUGCUUGUGCUGCUUCCAACAUUGCUGUCGAUAACAUUGUUGAGCGACUCUCACAGUACAGAACAAAAUUGGUGAGGUUAGGGCAUCCUGCCCGUUUACUACCGCAAGUGUUGGACAGUGCUCUUGAUGCACAGGUACUGCGAGCAGAUAAUAGCAGUUUGGCCGGAGACAUUCGCAAGGAAAUGAAGGUGCUUAAUAGCAAAUUGCUGAAAGCUAAAGAUAGAAACACGAAAAGGGACAUCAGGAAAGAGCUUAAAACCCUUGCCAAAGAGGAGCGAAAACGGCAGCAGCUUGCAGUCGCUGAUGUCAUAAAAAAUGCAGAUGUUGUGCUGUCAACUUUGACAGGUGCAUCUUCCAAAAAAAUAGCUGGCAUUACAUUUGAUCUGGUAAUUAUUGAUGAGGCUGCUCAGGCACUCGAGGUGGCCUGUUGGAUAGCCUUACUGAAGGGCCAAAGGUGCGUGCUUGCUGGAGACCAUCUUCAACUUCCUCCAACGAUCCAAAGUGUUGAGGCUGAGAAGAAGGGUAUGGGAAAGACACUCUUUGAACGCCUUACAGAAGGUUAUGGAGAGGAAAUCACAUGCAUGCUCACUAUCCAGUACAGGAUGCACGAGCUAAUUAUGAACUGGUCAUCAAAAGAACUUUACAAUAAUAAGAUCAAAGCGCACUCUAGUGUUGCUGGGCAUAUGCUCUAUGAUCUUGAAGGAGUGAAUAAAUCUUCUUCAACAGAACCAACUAUUAUACUUGUUGACACUACAGGGUGUGACAUGGAAGAAGUGAAAGAUGAAGAGGAGAGCACCAUGAAUGAGGGCGAGGCUGCAGUGUCCAUUGCUCAUGCCAAGUUGCUUGUUGAGAGUGGUGUCCGUGCAAUUGAUAUUGGCAUUAUUACUCCAUAUUCUGCACAGGUAACCUGCCUGAAAAUGCUGAGAAAUAAAGAUGCUAAAUUGAAGGACUUGGAAAUAUCAACGGUUGAUGGAUUUCAGGGUAGGGAGAAAGAGGCCAUAAUCAUAACAAUGGUCAGAUCCAACCCAAAGAAAGAGGUCGGGUUCUUGAGCGACCAUAGGCGGAUGAACGUCGCCGUAACACGAGCAAGGCGGCAGUGCUGCGUAGUGUGCGAUGCCGAGACCGUAAGCAGCGACAGAUUCCUGAAACGCUUGGUUGAGUACUUUGAGGAGAACGGCGAGUACCUGAGCGCGUCUGAGUACCAGAGCAGCUGACCGUCGUAGCAUGAUACGCUGCUCUUGUGCCCGCUGCGCGACCAUGGCAGAGAUACCGGAAACAAGCGACCGCCGACAACACAAGUGGACAGGUUUGGUGCAAAUCCCAACCGAUGCAUACAUUGCCACAGAAUACUUGCUACAGCUGAACAAGCAUCUGGUUAAAUUGUUCGCCGUGUUGUGUGGAGUAUAGCAGUUGUGGCCACUUUGUCUUGACUCCUGCUCUUGGUGUGAGUUUGUUGCUAUUAUUAUUUUUCGGAGACUACAAAGUACAGUACUUCAGUACUAUCGAUUUAUUAUGAGAUUGAUUCAAUUGUCA